This is a messenger RNA of Hypomesus transpacificus, 1475 nucleotides long. It is a transcript of the gene ccnp, whose product is annotated as cyclin P. Bases 5 to 1168 code for a protein of 387 amino acids. Gene Ontology annotation, molecular function: cyclin-dependent protein serine/threonine kinase regulator activity. The transcript is spliced from 9 exons. Gene Ontology annotation, cellular component: nucleus; centrosome; cytoplasm. Gene Ontology annotation, biological process: mitotic cell cycle phase transition; regulation of cyclin-dependent protein serine/threonine kinase activity. NCBI's taxonomy places the organism in Eukaryota, Metazoa, Chordata, Actinopteri, Osmeriformes, Osmeridae. The record is from RefSeq and is a predicted model, not a curated record.
UUCAAUGCUUCUGUUGGACUUACACAAGAAGACGGAGGAGAGGCGUGCCCCACUGAGAACUUGGGCCAAUGUAUGUCCACCAAAACAACGCUGCCAGCAGCGCCAGCAGCCGGAAGGAGAGGAGCCCAGAGGGUCCCACUGUAAGAGUGAGCCACAGCACAGAUGGGCAAAAAGAUUUCACACACAAAAUACAAAUGGUAAUGGAAGGCUCCAUAUGUUUGUCUCAGAUGGGUGUGCCGAGGAGGCUGUGCUGGUGUACCUGCAUGGCCUCCAGGGCCUUCACAGCCUGCGAGCACUGGUUCCUGGGCUGCUACGCUGUGAGAUUGAGCAGGCCAUGGUGAAGUUGGGCCUUAUCUAUGACAAGUCCUAUGCCUGGGACAUCUUUUCUGACAUGAUGCGAAGUCAACUGCGCUACACAUUCUCCAGCGCAGACCUCCCCCAACCUUUCACGCACAACACCCGUGCCAUCCUGGUAGACUGGCUCAUCCAGGUGCAUGACGUGUUCCACUUCUCAGAGGAGACCCUCUACCUAUCCAUACACCUCCUCAACCGUGCCCUCCGCCAGAUGAAGGUAUCCACUUCCAACCUGCAGCUCUUGGGUCUGGUUUGCCUCUUCCUAGCUGGCAAGAAGGAGGAGAGUCUUCUACCUGAGGUGUCAGAGCUGUGUUACCUCAUGGAGAACAGCUACACUAAGCGACAGCUGCUACGUAUGGAACGUCGUGUCCUCUGUGAGCUCAAAUUUGACCUGUCUCACUGCCCCCCUCUGCACUUCCUCCUACUCACAGCCUCUGUUGCCCGCUGUUGCGCCAAGGUGGUUUGCAUGGCCCGUUACCUGCUGGAGCUCUCUCUGCUGGAGGGCCAGUGCGUGGUGUUCCUGCCUGCCCAGUUGGCAGGUGCUUCCCUCUGUCUAGCCCGCAGGGUACUGCAAGAACCCCCCACCCCAGAAGGAGAGACUGCCUGGUGCAUUGCCUCCAGUAUAAACAUGGGCAGUGAAACCACCCUCUUGAAGAUCAUGCACAUCCAAGCAAGGGCUGCAGCCCGGGCCCAUAGCAGAGAAACGCGUGCCACCUUCAUCAAAUUCUCCACUGCAGAGACCAUGCAUGUCAGCAGCCACCCUGCUCUGCAGAGUGACCCCAGUCUGCUGGGGCUGCUCUCUGAACAUGCCUGACGCCGGCUAUUAUUUAAGGGAGAAAAGUUUAAAGGAUAAGACUUAAGUGUCAGGACUCGAUCAAGCCAUUAAAAUCCGUUCAUAAUGAACUUUUUCCUGGCCUGUUGAUGCAGGAGUACAUAAGGAUCCCUGAGGCACUGAGAAGGGAGUGAGGGAAAAAAUGGGUAAUGUUUAGUCAAACUGUGAUUGGCUGGACUGGGCACCUAAGCUUGGCUGGCUGGUAAUACAGAUGCAAACUCGGUAUGUUCUUAUUAGGCAGUUGAUUGUCAUGGAUGGGGUUGGUUGUAAUUUUUUUUUACCCUUGUCA